AUGGCCUCCAAGACGAGUGCAGUGGCCGACAACGAGCCAGUUGAUGUGCUCUUCGCCCUGCACGACAAGUUCGACUUCCUGGACUUUGCUGGCCCCCUCGAGGUCCUGACCACUGCCCUCCACGAUAUUAACGACCCUUCCACCAAAGCUUUCGACAUCACCAUCGCUUCAGACGAGCCCAAGGCGCUCUCUGCCGCCGGUGUCAUCGUUGGCUCUCAAAUCUCAUUCAAAGAGGCCCAUGAGCGCAUUGAGGAUUUCGACAUCGUCGUCAUCCUGGGCGGAAAUGCAGAGCCCAUCAUCAAGGCCAAGGCCGAGCCUCUCGCCCUCAUCACGGCCUACAGCGAGAUCCAGAAGAAGAGCCCCGAGCGAGAGCGCACUCUCUUCUCCGUCUGCACCGGAUCUCUCCUGCUCGCUCAGCAGGGAAUCCUAGCUGGGCUCUCGGCCACUACCCACCCCGAUUACAUUGUCACGUUCGAGAACAUUUGCAGUCUGGCCGUCCAGAGAGAUCUUGGUGAGCGCACCGAUGUUGUGGAGGACACGCGAUACGUUGUCAACAACCUGCGCUUCGAGCUCGGUGACGAGGACGAGAACCCCUACGUCCGAAGCACCAGGCCCGACGGCCGACGACCUUCCAAUGCUCGGAAGGGAAGCAUGUCCUUCAAGAGCUCCAACUCCCGUCGCGAGUCCAUCACCCGCCGCGCCGCCAUGCGCCUCGGUGGUCUUCGUGUGAUCACGGCGGGGGGAGUCAGCGCUGGCAUAGAUGCAGCCUUGUAUCUUGUCAGCGUGAUGGUCUCGGAGGAGUCUGCCAACGAGGCUGCUCGGAAGAUUUGCUGGAACUGGACCAAGGGCACCGUGGUUGAUGGACUUGAUGUCUGA
Molecule: messenger RNA, 876 nt
Organism: Diaporthe citri
Lineage: Eukaryota; Fungi; Ascomycota; Sordariomycetes; Diaporthales; Diaporthaceae
Exons: 4
Coding region: 1-876 (291 amino acids)
Source: RefSeq, a predicted model, not a curated record